ACGCGUGAGCUAAGUGUGAUUUCUGGAAAAAUCAUGGCGUCGUUAGUUCGUGGUAUCCGCUCUGGUGUGCAGACGUUGACGAGAGUCGGCGUGUCUUGUUCAACUCGUCCGUCGUCGUUUGGAUGCAGACAGAGCCGUUUGUUCACAACAGGAUCCAGAGCUCUUGCUGUUGAGAUACAGAAGCCAGCGCCUGAUUUUUCUGGUACAGCAGUGGUAGAUGGUGCAUUCAAAGACAUCAAACUAUCAGAUUACAAAGGGAAAUACCUUGUGUUGUUUUUCUAUCCCCUGGAUUUUACGUUCGUGUGUCCAACAGAAAUUAUUGCAUUCAGUGAUCGAGCCGCAGAAUUUAAAGAUAUAAACACUGAAGUUGUUGGUGUCAGUGUUGAUUCACACUUCUCACAUCUUGCCUGGAUAAACACACCAAGAAAGACUGGUGGUCUGGGUGAAAUGAAGAUUCCUUUACUGGCCGACUUUAAUAAAAAAGUUUCUCAGGAAUACAACGUAUUGUUACAGGAUGCUGGCAUUGCACUUCGUGGAUUAUUUAUCAUCGAUCCUGAAGGUAUCGUGCGUCAUCUUAGCGUUAACGAUUUGCCAGUAGGAAGAUCAGUAGAUGAAGUACUGCGACUUGUGAAAGCUUUCCAGUUUGUAGAAAAACAUGGGGAAGUAUGUCCUGCUGGAUGGACACCAGGAUCCGAUACAAUCAAACCAGACCCGAAGGGAUCCAAGAAGUAUUUUGAGAAAGCAAAUUAGUAAUUUUGUUAUUGUUUCAAUAAAAAUAAUGCUUGAUAUGCUUAGACUGUUAGGUAGUCGCACUGGAAGACAUUUCCACCAUGCUCUGAACCAAUUCAUUUUCAACUGUAUGAUUAGUUUUUAUGAUUAUUUCAUAAUAGAAAUCACAUUAGUCUUGUAUGAAUAUUUUAUUCAAAUCGUGAUAUUAAAUCCAUUAGAUUUGUAAAUUAUGUCCUAUCUUGGGAAUCCAAUGCCCUAUAUAUGUUCUAUGUACAAUUCUGUAAAUACCUUGCUACAAAAUCCGUUUUAUACUUCACUACAAGAUCAGUUUUCCACCUCACAGACUUAAUUUGGCAUAGUUUCAAUCAAAUAUAUAGGGGCAUUGUUUGUGAAUAGCAGCUGUCACUUUGGUGUUUUUGAAUGCAUACCUGUUUCUUAUUAUGGAUAAUAGAAAUAAAAUCUGGAAUCUAUAAUAUAAUCAA
This is a messenger RNA of Saccoglossus kowalevskii, 1211 nucleotides long. Its product is annotated as peroxiredoxin-like. The record is from RefSeq and is a predicted model, not a curated record. Gene Ontology annotation, molecular function: thioredoxin peroxidase activity. Gene Ontology annotation, biological process: response to oxidative stress; hydrogen peroxide catabolic process; cellular response to stress. Gene Ontology annotation, cellular component: cytosol; mitochondrion. Lineage: Eukaryota; Metazoa; Hemichordata; Enteropneusta; Harrimaniidae.